UAGUCUUUCCACAAAGAGGUCUCCUUUAGUUUCAGUCUUACUUUCCUAAUAAUAAUGCUCACAGACUCAACACAGCUUCCAACUUUCAACUUCCCAUCGCCCAAAUUUGCUGCUUUCAAAUGCCUUUCGGACUCUCCGCCUCAUUUCUCAAAUCUCGCUCCUUCCACCACCACCGGUGGAAGUUUCUGAAAGAGUGAGAAAUUCACAAACAACCACUACGCAAUACAAGAAGAGCCUUAUGGAACAACAAUGGGAAACUAUCAAAAGAAUAUUGUAUCAAGAUGCAGCAUAAUUAUUGGAAGAAUCAUUGCACCAACCUUAAAGGAGGAUCUAUGAUGAGUGAUGAUAAAUUUGAGAAAAAAUACUUGGUGAAUGCAACCUCAAAAAAUUCACAUGAUGAACCAAAAAAAUCACAACCUAUUUUGGAGUUUAUCAAAGAUGGCAUGGAUACUUUUCGCCAGUUUUCCAGAUUAUACGCAUUCUUUAGCUUCAUAUCAAGUGGACUUUCUUCGUCACUCCUGGCGGCGGACAAUUUAUCAAAUAUAUCUCCAAAAAUGUUCUUAAUAGGCUUCUUGCAGUUUCUGAUACCUAACUGCAUCAUGUUUCAAUAUAUUGUUGGUGUGAAUCAAUUAGCCGAUGUUGAAAUAGACAAGAUUAACAAACCAUAUCUUCCAUUGGCAUCCGGAAAAUAUUCCUUAAGAAAUGCAGUAACAAUUGUGGCAUCAUCUCUUCUAAUGGGCUUUGGAUCUGCGUGGGUGUUAGGAUCAAGGCCAAUGUUUUGGUGUUUAGUCAUCAGUACUAUGCUCAUGACUGCGUAUUCAGUUAAGUUGCCCUUGUUGAGAUGGAAAAGAUCCACAAUCCUUGCAACAUUAUCUCUUGCAAGUUCUAUGACAAUUGGACAACAUAUUGCACCAUAUCUUCACAUGAAGACUGUGCUCAAGAAGGCACUUGACUAUCCGAGAUCGCUAGUUUUUACUGUUGUGGUCGUCAGCCUUUUCUAUACAGUUAUAUCCUUGGCAAAGGAUAUACCUGACAUUGAAGGAGAUAAAGCAGCAGGUCACAAAACCUUGGCAAUACAUUUGGGUCCUAGACGAGUAUUUUGGUUUUGCAUUUCGCUCCUUCAAAUGACAUAUGGAAUUGCUAUUAUAAUGGGAGCAUUAUCUCCUAUCCUAUGGAGCAAAAUUUUUACGGUUGUGACACAUUUCAUCAUGUCCAUAAUCCUUUGGUAUCGUGCAAAUUCCGUAGAUUUAUCGAACAAUGAUUCGUUACAAUCCUUUUAUAUGGCUAUCUUUGUGUUUCUUUCUGUGGAAAACUUCCUUGUACUUUUUGUUCGAUGAAGAUGGAAUGAUAUUUGAUUCUAUAAAUUGUUCAACAUUUAUCACAUGUCACCAUGGAGACUAUCAAUAAGUUCAAAAUUUGAUGUGUUUCAUAUUUUUCGAUUGAUGUUGGGACUAUGCCUCACUGUUGAGAGUUCAGAAAGUAAUAGACUUUGGACUUUUUCUAGAGUUGAUUUUUGGUAACCAGUAAAAGUUGUAGAGUUUUCUUCUAUUUAUAAUAAAUAUCAUUUUUUAGAGAUCCGAUCCUUUAACAU
Messenger RNA from Arachis stenosperma, 1591 nucleotides. RefSeq names its product naringenin 8-dimethylallyltransferase 1, chloroplastic-like. The record is from RefSeq and is a predicted model, not a curated record. The transcript has 13 exons. Gene Ontology annotation, cellular component: membrane. Gene Ontology annotation, molecular function: transferase activity, transferring alkyl or aryl (other than methyl) groups. Bases 282 to 1337 code for a protein of 351 amino acids. NCBI's taxonomy places the organism in Eukaryota, Viridiplantae, Streptophyta, Magnoliopsida, Fabales, Fabaceae.